Rhineura floridana is the source of this 1173-nucleotide messenger RNA. RefSeq names its product brain protein I3 (gene BRI3). Bases 455 to 895 code for a protein of 146 amino acids. NCBI's taxonomy places the organism in Eukaryota, Metazoa, Chordata, Lepidosauria, Squamata, Rhineuridae. The record is from RefSeq and is a predicted model, not a curated record. The transcript is spliced from 4 exons.
UCUGCCGGAGUCACAGCCGAGGGAGCGGCUGCGGCCGCUGCCACUGAGGAAUCACGUGAGCCCCAGUCUUGUGACCGGCUGAGCGCAGCCACCGCCUCCCCGGGCAAGAGUUUGUACGCUGGGGCUUUCCUGGCAGGUGGGGAGCUGCCAGGGCGAAUCCGAAGUAGCCCCCACCGCGCGCUUUCCUGGCCACCGCUCCUCCGUCCGUCCAUGCCCAGGGUGUAAAGGCAAGCUGCUGUUGUAGCUGUCGGCUAGGUGGACAAACGGGGGAGGCAGUCCUCCUUUGGACUCGGAGCCUGCUGUGCGCUUUUUGUCCUUCCCCGGCUUGGAAAGUUGCAUUCUCCUCGCUCUCUUCUUCCUCCGCCUUGUGGGUGCUUCUUGCUGCUGACCCCCCUGCUGUGGGGCUGGAAGACGCGGGAAGGAGGAGCCGCCGCCGCCGCCCGGUAGGAGAAUCAUGGACAGCAAGCCUCUUCUCCAGGACAGACCCCCAGCGUACAGCCCCACCGGCCAAGCGGGCGCUGGCUUCGAGUGUGGACCGAACAGCUACGGGUCCAUCCCGGCGCCCCAACACGGCUUCCAUCCUCCUCUGCCCUACACGUACCCCACCGGUCCUGCCGCGGGAUAUGCUCUUCCUCCAGGUCCACUGCCACAUAACUAUCCCAACACCACGUACACGAUAAUCCAGCAGCCUCCCACCACGUCUGUUGUAGUUGUCGGCGGCUGCCCAGCUUGCAGUCACAUCACCUGGCAACCCAGUGGAACCUACACUGGCAAAAAGCGUAAUAGUUGGUGUAUUGGAAGACACUUUCACCUGUCUUGGUGUGCUUUGUGCCAUUGUAUUUUUUCCUAUUGGAAUUCUCUUCUGUCUUGCACUGAGGCAACGAAGAUGUCCUAAUUGUGGUGCAACAUUUGGUUAAGGGGAUCAGCACAAAUGGGAUUUUUGGAAGCUAUAACUAUUGUAGUACCUUUUUUCUAAUGUAAAUGUAAUGUACAAUCAGAUUUAUGCUUCAGAGUUGAUUUUGUGAAAGUGUGAUAAAAUUAGUCUCUCUUCUCUUUUUUGCAUGCAAAACUGAUCUAUGAGCAUGUUUGUUUGUAAGACGCAAAUCCCACCUGAUUUUGUCUUUUAAAGUGCACCUUUUGGAAAUUUAAAUAAAAGAGGUUUUUGCAACAUGA